GGGGCGCCCUUUCAUUUAAUAGGAAGCGGUGCUUGUCAACAUCUAAGCAACCGACGCCUUCUAUCCUUUGGUCAUAUAUAUGACAGAUCGGUGACAGCACCAUGUCGGAAGGAGAUGCAAAGGUGAGUGAAUCGGUGGAGAACAAAACCCCCGAGGAGGAGGACAAAAUCCUAGAUAAGGAAGAGACUGUGAAGGCAGGACCUAGUGAAGGAGAUGCUGCUACAGGAGGUGCAGAGGCAGCUCCAAUAGAAAAUGGAACCAAGAACAAAGUUAAACAUAAAAAGAAAGGAAAGAAGGAAGUAGUUUAUGGAGUAAAAUUACCUAUUAUUGCUUCAACACCUGUUGGGGCUACAGGUGGCAGCUACAAAUGGGAGACACUUAAAAUGAUGAUGAAUCCUCGAGUGUUUGCUACUCCAGUGCUGCACAAUAACGAACUUUACAUAAUAGGGGGUUGUGACGAGAAAGGGGAGCCUUUAGACUCGUGUGAGCAUUACAAUGCAGCAAAGAGAAAGUGGAAUGCUCUAAACAAUAUGCCUACGAAACGUGCUGCCCCAGCCUGUGGAGUGGUAAAGGACAAAAUCAUAGCCAUAGGAGGUGUAGGCAUAUCACAGAGUGCAGUCGACGCUGUAGAAGUGUAUUCUAUAGCAAGCAAACAGUGGAGUAAAAUGGAGUCCCUUGUGAAUCCCCUCCUAGGAUUAUCACUGGUCAUCAAAGAUGAUCUGGUGUAUGUGGUCGGUGGGAUGUCGGACGAUACUAACCCCAGCGAUAGCCUGCUCAGCUAUGACGUAGAGAGAAACGUCUGGAAGAAUUACGCCAGGAUGAAUGUACCACGAUACGCUACAUUUUCAUUCAUUGUUAAUGGAAAAUUAUAUGUGAUUGGAGGACGACAAGGAAAAAUUCCAAGUGCAGCCUUUGAGUGUUACGAUUUCGAGCAGAAUAAGUGGGAACAGCUUGCUAACAUCCCGGGGAUGACCAAACGAGUAUUUGCUAUGUAUGCGGCCGCUGACAAGUACAUCUUCAGUAUAGGGGGUCUCAACCAACCUGCCACCCUGGGCUUCUCCAGUGCCAUGGAACUUUUCAACACAGAAACAAAACAAUGGGAAGGAGCUCCUGACAUGAAGAUAAAGCGAGGAGAUUUUGCUGUUGGAGUGGUCGGCACCAGAAUUAUAUGUGCUGGUGGUCUAGGUAAUCAAGGUAAACCGCUGAACUCUGUUGAGGCCUUUGACUGGGGCAGCAAACAGUGGAGUGAGAUUACAGAUCUGCCCUCCUCUCACUGCUCGUGUGCUCAUAUCAUGCUGAACGGACGACUCCACAUAUUGGGAGGCCUCACAAUGGGCGGGGCCGGAAAGAAAGUGGAGGCCCUCGGUUACCGGUGACCAAAGUACUAAUGUCAGACUCGUGACUUAACCAGUCGUUACGUCCUGUGAAUCAUCUGCUUGUUUAACCAACUCCCUCUUGUUGUGAAACUUGCUUUUUGUUCACGAAAGCAAUGAAUUAAUUUGGUACCAGAAAUUAUGAGGUCAACAUAAUACAAUUUGCAAGGUUUCAUUUAAUUAACAUGUAUUAUGUACAGUGCACAAUAUUCUAUCAAUAACACUUCUUAACAGUGUCACCAUAGCAUGAGUCGUACUUAGAUAACAGGAAAACCUCAAAGGAUAAAUAUUAGAAAAUCACAAGUACUAUUUAUUAUGUAUUAGAUAGAAAAUACACCUGUUAGCUUACUUUUACUUAAGAUAAACCCAACAUGUCACAUUAUUUUCGUGUGAGGUUAACCUCACUUUUUAUCACAAGUUAUAUUGGAUAUGUCAUUAGUCCUAAAAUGUUUUUUUCCUCUGAGUCUAAUUUUACGGUUCACCACAGGUUCGUAAAUUUUAAGUAUUUUAUCUAGAUCUUAAUAUUAACUCAUUCGCCCCUAAAGCCACAUUUGAACUCUUCCAAUUGAAAGUUUGGAAUAGUUCAUUAUGAAAUUUCAUGGGUGAAGGAGUUCAUAUUUCCUUUCAUUCCUCCUUAUAAAGCUCACUCAAAUCCUACAGUAUUUCACAUCAGUUCCCUCCAAAUUUAACUCAACAGUUCACCACAGGUCAUGAAUAUGAAUUGAAAAAAUAAAUACUGGACUAAACUAAAUUAGUUUGUGUACAGAAAUAUGAUAUAGCAGGAAUCUGCUAUAAAAUGACCUAACACAAGGGUAACCCGGCUUGGCUCUAUUCCUUGCCUGAUUCAAACCUGGCCAUGAGCCACUUUUAAAAGUACAGACUAUUAUAUACCACACAUAGGUAAUAUAAAGAUACAAACAACUUUAGCAAAACAAUUUUAACAAUUGCAUUUAGUCCUUCUUUAAUUCUAAAAAGAGUAUGAUAUACGAAGACUAUGCUAUCCUUAAGGUGCAAAACUAAAACAAACUUCAGAAAUAUGCCGGAAGUUACAUCACAACACAAUGAUAUGAACCGCUAAAAGUUUGCAGAAAGUUUUGACAUUUAAGUUAUGAAAACAUGUUCUAGAGAUGAUUUUUGAGGUUUCUCAUGAGUCCGUCAAGUAUUGUUGCUAACUGCAUACAGAUACAAUAAAACUGACGAAGGUAAACAACUUAUAGAAGGAGUCCUUUGUUGUAUAAGAAACGGUAUACUGGGGAAGUUUCUCAAUGGUUUACCUUUCCACUUUUUAUCCCUCAAAAAUAAGGGCGAGAGUGAAGGGGGAUAACUCUGGGCAGAUAUGGAUUAUCUGAGUGAAGGGGGAAAUUUUCCCAGUAUUCAGAAGCACAUUACAAAGCGUUAACAAGAUUUCAAUUUUUUAAUAAUAAUUAAGCAGCUGUUGUGACUGUCCAAUUGUACACUGAUCAUGUCCCUACUUAAAUGAUAAUUACCAGAUGUUUUUAUUACCAUUUGAUACUGAAGUCUCAUUCUGGCUGUUAUUUUUAUAGCCAUCUUUGUUAUUUUUUAUAUAACAUUCGAAAGAAUUCCUGGAUUCCACCCAAUAUAGCUUAUUUAAAAAAUAUUUUUAUAACUAACAGCUAUUUUGUAACCUUUUCUUAUAAAGAUAGUUGUAAUUUAGUGCUUAAACCUCGAUAUAGAAAGGUUUUGUAAAGAUGACAAGUGUGUUUUGUUUACACUGUUGAUGUAGUGUAGGAAUAUAAAAUAUUGUGGCUGUAUCGAGACUUCCCAAAAAAUA
Molecule: messenger RNA, 3165 nt
Organism: Mizuhopecten yessoensis (Yesso scallop)
Lineage: Eukaryota; Metazoa; Mollusca; Bivalvia; Pectinida; Pectinidae
Product: kelch domain-containing protein 8B-like
Exons: 6
Coding region: 102-1376 (424 amino acids)
Molecular function (GO): protein binding
Source: RefSeq, a predicted model, not a curated record